Molecule: messenger RNA, 387 nt
Organism: Penicillium mononematosum
Lineage: Eukaryota; Fungi; Ascomycota; Eurotiomycetes; Eurotiales; Aspergillaceae
Exons: 1
Coding region: 1-387 (128 amino acids)
Source: RefSeq, a predicted model, not a curated record
AUGAAGUUUACCAUUGCUGCUAUCAUCCCUCUUAUGGCAGUCACUGUCUCUGCCACGCCUCUUGAGGUCCGCCAGUCCAACCAAGUCACCUUUGCUCUAUCGAAUGACCAAUCUGGAGCAUAUGCUAGCGCGACAUUCCAAGCCGACGACACUGAUAAGAGCAUCUUCUCCCUCUUCAGUGGUACCUCUGUUGGUGCAGGUGGUACUGUCAAGGCAACCGCUGCCCAGCUCACCAACUUUGCGCAAUCUAUCAAUUGUGUCAUCAAGAACAACGACGCAAACAUUGGUACCCUCACUGCCCAGAAGACUUACCUGGAUCUUGACGGAAGCCCCCACACCGCAAUUCCAAUCAACCUGGACAAUGCUGAGAUUCGCUGCCGUGCUUGA